GUGGAGGCGGGGGCGACCCGUAGCUCCGCCUGCACCUCGAAGCCCUCCCGCGACUCGCGCCGCAGCAGCGGCGCCGGGGCUCGCGAUGCCACGGGAGGCGGAGCGCCCUUCGACUUCGACCCGCAAGUGGGCGAGGAGGUCGACGUCUGGUGCGACAAGUCGAGAAGCUGGGAGCCCGGCGUCGUCCUCCAGGGGGGCGACGGCAAGGCCUCGGUGCACUUCAGCCUCGGGGGCCAGCCCCACCGCAAGUCGCUGACCGCGGAGUCGCUCGCCCAGAUGCGCAGCCGCGCGCGCGGGUCCCUCAGCGGCCACGCCCCGGCCCACAGCAGCCUCGGCCACGGGCGCACCAGCCAGGGACUCUGCCUCGCCUGCGGGGGCCAGGGCUGCACGCUGUGUAUGGGCGCCGCGCCCAUCAGCCGCGCAGAGCCCGAGGGCCUCGCCAGGCCUGGCUCGGAGACGCCGAGCUCCGACGGCAGACCGGCGGAGGACCGCGAGGGGCUGCUCAGUUCGGAGGACACGUCCGACGCGCCCGGCGCGGGGCCGCCGCCCCGAGGCUCCACCCGCUCCGCCACCUGGGCCGCCGACCCGCGCGACCGCGCCGCGUCCUGGGCGAGGGGCGGCACGAGACCAAGCGCCGCGCGCGGGCCCCCGGGGGCCGAGGAGGCCCCCGCGCGGGGCUCCACCCGCUCGACCGCCCGCGCGGGCGGCCGCGACGCCCUCCAGGACGCGCACGUUUGGGUGAAGGCGCGGGGCGCGGCGCUCGCGCUCGCGCCCGCGGGGGCGCUCGAGCCAGAGUCGGACGCGACGGUGCACCACGACACCGCGCCGUGCAAAGACGGGGUCAGAGACCUGUCCCUGAUCGCCCAGGGCGCGAACUGCUGGCGGGAGGUCGGGAAGGCGCAGGAGGCGCGCGCGUCCCGCAGCGGUUCCCGCAGCGGCCCUUGCCUCCUCGGUUCCGUGUCGCCGAGCGUCGGCCCGAAGCCUGUGGGCGGAGCCGCGGCCCUGCAGCGCUCCGACCGCUGCUCCUGCAGCGGGCCUCCCGACCUCGACGCCGCCCCGCCAGGCUCCCGCGGGAGCGCCCGCAUCGAGCCCUCCGGCUGGGACGGGUGCCGCGACGCGCAGAAGCUGGGAGAGCUGGCCGCCCCGCGCGCAGAGUGGGCGCCGGAACCGGAGCACUCAGAUCGCGGCGAGCGCUCCGACGGCUCGGGCUCGCAGCAGCGCUCGGAUCGCUGCGAGCGCUCCGACGGCUGGGAGGAGCGGUCAGACCAAGGCGAGCGCUCCGACAGUUCGCGCGAGACCGCCACAUCGCGCGGCUUCCCGCAGCCCGAGGAGGGGGGCACGGACACCGAGCGCCUCGACCGCAGCCUGUACGGGGGGCCGACAAACGGGCCAGACACGGUGGAGGCUUGGGCCGCGCCCAGUACGAGGCCUCGCCUUGGGUCGGCGGCGUCUCUCGGCAGCCCUGCGAGCGCAGGACCAGCCUCUCGGCGCUCCCGGCGCGUUUCCAGCGGCAGCAGCGGAGGCACCCCGGCGGCGGCGCGCGAGGAGGCGUCCCGUGGGGAGCUGCGCUCGAGGCCCAGCCUGGAGUCGACGCCGCUGCGCGGUGGGCUGUCGCCAGAGGGAGUGCGCGCGGCCACGGAGCACUGGGGCCACAGCCCCCAGUCCUGCAGCCAUGGGCGCGUGCGCGAGGCCACGACGGCGCCUGGGGGGCUGGCGCCCGAGGACCGCGAGCGGAAGGCGUCGCUUCGGGGGGGCCCUCCGCUUGACAGCGGGGACGGAGGUGCCCCCGACAGCCGCUCUGGACGUGUCGGCAGCACGGGCAGCCCUGCGAGCGCAGGACCAGUCUCUCGGCGCUCCCGGCGCAUUUCCAGCGGCAGCAGCGGAGGAGGCACCCCGGCGGCGGCGUGCGAGGAGGCGUCCCGUGGGGAGCUGCGCUCGAGGCCCAGCCUGGAGUCGACGCCGCUGCGCGGUGGGCUGUCGCCAGAGGGAGUGCGCGCGGCCACGGAGCACUGGGGCCACAGCCCCCAGUCCUGCAGCCAUGGGCGCGUGCGCGAGGCCACGACGGCGCCUGGGGGGCUGGCGCCCGAGGACCGCGAGCGGAAGGCGUCGCUUCGGGGGGGCCCUCCGCUUGACAGCGAGGACGGAGGCGCCCCCGACAGCCGCUCUGGACGUGUCGGCAGCACGGGCAGCCCUGCGAGCGCAGGACCAGUCUCUCGGCGCUCCCGGCGCAUUUCCAGCGGCAGCAGCGGAGGAGGCACCCCGGCGGCGGCGUGCGAGGAGGCGUCCCGUGGGGAGCUGCGCUCGAGGCCCAGCCUGGAGUCGACGCCGCUGCGCGGUGGGCUGUCGCCAGAGGGAGUGCGCGCGGCCACGGAGCACUGGGGCCACAGCCCCCAGUCCUGCAGCCAUGGGCGCGUGCGCGAGGCCACGACGGCGCCUGGGGGGCUGGCGCCCGAGGACCGCGAGCGGAAGGCGUCGCUUCGGGGGAGCCCUCCGCUUGACAGCGGGGACGGAGGUGCCCCCGACAGCCGCUCUGGACGUGUCGGCAGCACGGGCAGCCCUGCGAGCGCAGGACCAGCCUCUCGGCGCUCCCGGCGCGUUUCCAGCGGCAGCAGCGGAGGCACCCCGGCGGCGGCGCGCGAGGAGGCGUCCCGUGGGGAGCUGCGCUCGAGGCCCAGCCUGGAGUCGACGCCGCUGCGCGGUGGGCUGUCGCCAGAGGGAGUGCGCGCGGCCACGGAGCACUGGGGCCACAGCCCCCAGUCCUGCAGCCAUGGGCGCGUGCGCGAGGCCACGACGGCGCCUGGGGGGCUGGCGCCCGAGGACCGCGAGCGGAAGGCGUCGCUUCGGGGGGGCCCUCCGCUUGACAGCGGGGACGGAGGCGCCCCCGACAGCCGCUCUGGACGUGUCGGCAGCACGGGCAGCCCUGCGAGCGCAGGCCCCGACAGCCGCCCUGGCCGCGUCAGCAGCACGGGCAGUCUGCACCUCGACCGCCAGGUGCCCUGGGGAGAAGCGCUCCAGGGGCCCAGCCAAGAGUCGGCGCAGAGCGGUGGCAGGCUCACGCCAGAGUCCGCCCACGGCUCCCACCACUGCAGCAGCAGACCAGGCGCCGAGAGCCAGCAGCAGGCGUCGAGGAAGGGACAACUCCACAAGCAUACUGUGUUCUGA
This is a messenger RNA of Prorocentrum cordatum, 3162 nucleotides long. The record is from the annotation of a GenBank genome assembly. Lineage: Eukaryota; Dinophyceae; Prorocentrales; Prorocentraceae.